CGCAAAACCAAAGAGGAUCAAGAGUUUGAAAAGCUAGAGAAAAGACAGCAAAUCACAGGAGAGCUGGAAAUAGGUGGCCAAAGUAGGUGAAAUUUAAGCAUGUGCUAAAUACUUAUAAAAUACAUUUGAAGGUGACUGUCAACAAAAUCAAAAGAGGCCACUUUUGCCGAGACAUACAGUCAGCUCUGCUUUCUAAGACGGACACCUUUGGGAUUGGCACUAAAUGUCCAUCUUAUAGAGAGUCACACAAAGGGGAGAAAGGAAAGGAUAGGACCAACUCAGUGUCCGUUUAAGCGAGGUGUCCGUGUUAUAGAGGUGUCCGUUAAGAGAGAGUCGACUGUAACCUUAUGAAAAUCCAACGAAAGUGUUCGUAGUAAUGGAAUCUCUUGAGACUGGCCUACCCUACCACACUUAGAUUAAAAAUGAGGGUCCUUGGGUGACGGCGGGUUGGAAAUAAAUGGAUAAGAAGUUAACAACUGUUAGUUUACAGUUGAAUCUCUAAUAAACGCUAACACCUCUGUUACCACUUUUUAAGCGACCAACCGAUAUAUACAUGGUCGCUACUUUUUCUUUCCCAGGGGGGUGGGCAAGGUUCGACUGUAGUUAUCUAUAGCUAGGACAAGUUAUAUAAUUAGAAACCACUUUCUAAGAAGCACACUUGAAGAAUACAUUCAUGUCUUUCUUGCCUCCCACAUGUGUGCAUCUUCAGUUAGUAUAUCAUCAUAGUUCUAAUGAAAACUUGGAUCAGAAUUUUUUUACAUCGUGCGAGUUCCGACAAACCAGUUAAACUAAGAAUGAUUAAUACAAAUUUCAUCAAAACUAAAAUUGUCGAGCGUUGCCAAAGGAUAUCAAAUCCGUUAUAAUGAUUCAAGUGCUCCUUUGACAAAAUGCAUCCCAUGUCCUUUAUAGGGUUUGAGAGUCUUGGUUGUUGGCGAGAUGCAUGGUCGCGUAGCCUGCCCACGCUAGAAGGAGAGCACUAUUUACUAAUGGAUCCAAACUACAAAGGUAGACGACAUGCCCUAUUUAAGUGCGCAAGAGCAGCCUUAGACAAAGGCUAUAAUUUGUUCGGUAUUGAGAAUGGCGGACAGUGUUUUGCCAGUGCCGAUGAAGAUAAAGGUUAUCACAAGUAUGGAGCUUCGAAAGAAUGCAAAGGUAAAAACGGCUUGAAAAUCGUACCUUUUUAAGCUAUAUUUUAAGGAUAUAUAGUGGCAGCUGUUUUGGUUAGCCCUUAUGUUAUAAUAAGUUCUGAGGAUAAGACGCAACUUCGAGUCGCUUUCAAAGCAAGUUAUGAAAUAACGUUCUUCGCCGCCUUGUUUCAGGGGAUGGUAAAGGUGGUCCAUGGAGUUUACAAGUCUAUCGGUAAGUAUCUUUCCCAAGGGGCGCUGGCAAAUUUUAUCAUUUCAUAAUUAUUCGUAUCAACCUAUAAGAGAAAAGCCCUGGGGACGAGGCUGUUUUAUUACCAUCUGCAUGUUGCAGCCGUGAAUUCUCCCUCAGACAUACACUGUUGAAACAGCCAAAAACUGUCAUCUUAGCGGAGGUGUCUGCCUUACCACAGCUAUAAUGAGACACUGAAAAAAAAUUGGCAGAGAUCUGAACUCUAGGCAACAGUUUUUUGGGAGGUUUUGCGACUUAUAGAGAUAGUUGAACAGUCAGUGUUUUUGUCUUUGUAUUUUUAGGCGGAUUUUUGAAAACGUUACCGCCAAAUGGACCUUUUCUGUCCAACGGUAUUUUUUGGCCAAAAACUAUCCUCAUAGUAGCCAUUAUAAAAACUAAGAGUGAAACCAUUGGCUUUAUUUUUCUUCUCCUCACUUUCUUUCUCCUCGAUCUUUCUUUUUCUCGUUUCCUUUUUCUUCUUAAGUGUGAUUUUGGAGAAUAUCGGGCCUAAUAAACCUGCUUUUUGACGGCUUGUCACUCGAAGGCGGCAAAUUUCGUUAGGUUGGUUUUCAAAAAGAUUGGCUAGAUUUACAUUACCGACAACGAUCUGGUAUUCAUUCGGUUGCCAAUUGUGUUUUCAGGUUUCUAAACAAGCGUGAUGCUGUCAAUGGUGCGUAUGGUCAGUGGUCGUCAUGGGGAACAUGCAGCAGAACAUGCACAGGAGGUGUCAGGCGGCGCGUGCGUAAAUGUUCAAAUCCUCCUCCAUCAAAUGGAGGGCUCGACUGCAGAAGCUUGGGUCCAAGCGUAGAAAGCCAAGACUGCAACGUUCAAUCAUGCAAAAGUAAGGAGCAUAUCAACUUCCGGCUGACCCAACAUUGUCUGAAUUCUUAGUUGUAUAAAUAAAUAAAUCAAUCAAUAUCCUUGGCUUGCUAGAAUCUUACCAAUUGUGUUUAUCAUUAUAUUAAAUUAGAUGAACACUGACCGUACUUAAACUUCCAAUUUAAAUAGUUUACUGGUCACAAUAACUUUUGUAGUGAUGGCAAUGCAGACAAGUAAAAAGCGGCAACUUAUUAACUCGACCUAUUUAAUUUCCCUAUUUCAUUUUCAGUUACAUUUGGUGUUGGAAAACCUGAAUCUAGAGAUCUUCCCUUAGAGUCAACAAAACGAGACGAAAAACAAUCACAGCCGCUGGUGGCAGCCACUCCUUCUUUUCCACUACCAACGAAUGGUCAACAUUUGGAACUUCCAGUGAACAUAAAGCCAACAUCUGUCGAAAGCAAUAACAACAUUCAACCCAAUAACGACAAAGGCGAAUACGUAUCCAUGCCUAACAAAAAUAACCAAGAUAUGAACCAGGAAACUAGCGGAAAUCAACAAUCCAGCUCUAACCAAGAUGGUGAUCAGGUUAAGAUGCAACAAGGGAAGUAUAUAUCAAUGUCCAGAGAAGACAUUGACGCGUUUAAACAAGUGGCAACCUUUCAAAACUCAAAAUCAGGAUCGAAUGUAGAACAGGCAAAACAUUUGCAGGAAAGCCAAAAGCCAUUUAUGGACGGCAGAGACCAAGAGAAUUCUGCCCAAGUCCCCACACAUCAAAUGGCAAACAAAAAGCCACCACUCCGAAAUGGCAUGCAUUCGUCUUCAACAGCUUAUCCAAAGCCCGAUGCUGUCCAUGGUAAUGAUGACGUCGAGGCUGGUAUAAGUUCUUCGCAAAUGUCAAGUUCAGGGGAAGGUAUCACCAGUGAAAACUCCCCCAAUGAAGAUAACAGAAUCCAUAACAGCAGUAAUUAUAAAGGGUCAAAUGAGGAGGAUGAUAAGCAAUCUGAAAACAGAACUGACGAGGAGUCAAUGACGUCAAAUCCAAGUGGGAAAUUUCAUGACGAAAAGUCAAGGAAAAUAACUAAUGAAGGACAAAACCAAACUCAAAAAGGAUUUAGUAAAGUAGGUGAAUCGUUAAGGGUAACAGGUCCUGAAUUUCAGGGGAAAAUUUCAACGGAUAAUGAGCCGGAUGGAUCUCAACAUUCUAGCAAGUUUGAGAGUGGGUUAGAUGAUGCACGUAAUGUUGAGAUACAAAUGACUAGUAAAGGGACAAACAUAGAAAAACAGUUAAACAAAACGCGUCAAGAUUUCGGUAAUCAACCGCAGGUAGUCGAAGAUCAGGAACAACAGCCGAAAGGAACAGCUAAGGAAAACUUUAAGACCGCAGUUCAAGGUUCAGACCACGCUCCUGUAAACGUUGAACAAAAAGCCGCAGACAUACAAGGCCAAGAGGGCAGCAAAACUGCCAACAAAGCUCAGCAAACUUCGCUUGGAAAACAAUCCUUAAACCUUAAAGGAGACCAGCCGUCUGAUAAACACUAUAACAAAGACACUUCAGACGGCAGUGAAGAAUCACAGCCAAAGGCAUCCGAGGAAGAAAGACACGAUGAAGGGCGAGAAAAAGAAAGAGCAUCUUCGACGAAGAUCCAGGUCCAAGGGCCAGUAUCUCAACAAGGAAAUAAAGUUGAUGACUCCACACAUUCUCCAAAUAAAGCAGACGCUUUGUCGACAGAUGGAGGGAAGCCGGUUGACAACCACAGCCCACAACCAGCACAAACGUCUCCAAACCAAAAGCAAGACGGUGAAUCAAUGUCACAACAAGAGAGUACCCAGAACGUUCACAGCUCUGACAAAAUGUCAUCUUCAAAUGAGAAACCAAGUUCGCAGAACUUACCGGAAGGUGUAAAGAAUGACAAACAUGAGGGGCAGCCGUCACAGGAAGAAGGAGAACCAGUACCAAUAGUUGACUUGAACAAAUCUGGUGCAAUGAAUGGUGAAGAUUAUGGGCCAACUCCCAACGGAGAGUUUUCCGGUCCAGAUGAAAGCAAUUCGAUGCAAAGUCAGCCCCAGUCACCGGGUCCUGUGUAUGAUAAUGAGGCAAUACAAGGAAUAAGCGAAAUGUCUCAGAGAGCCGAUCAAAGUGUUUUUCAACAACAAAACCCCGGAAACCAGGCUGGCCCUGAUGAGAGCUCAGAAAUUGGAUAUGAUGAUAUGGGCUCACCACAAGCGUAUACGGGUGAAAAUGUAAGGGAUACACCCAGACAACAAAAACAAAAUGAAGCGGCAAUUCAAGAGCGAUUUCCAGACCAAGAAGAAGGUCAAGGCCAGGUUGGACUGACAUCAGACUACUACAAUACAGAGCCUGCCGAAGAUUGUCUAUGUCCAAAGAAAGGUGAUGGGUAACUUGCAGGAGAAAUGGCUUUUCAUAAACACCACUAGAUCAGAAUAUAUUUUAAAGGGGCUUAUUUACAGUGAAAAACCUAGUGCUACUGAUAGAUCGAUUUUAUUACCAUAAAUUUGGUGAGUCAUAUAUAGCUGGGCCAUAACUCCUAUAUUUAGCACCAUGAAUAAAAGCAAAAUUUCAGCUAUCAAAUUCAAAGGAAUCCCCAAACAAUGGGACUCGUCAAAUCAAAGACUAAAAUGAAAUUUUGUUACUUAAAAUUAAAAUUGAAAAUAUUAUACGCAAAAUGAAAUUUUUAUUUCGACCUUUGUCACUCGAUGUUGUUCGAUCGCUAUUUUCGUUAAUUUAAAAACUAUUUAACAAAAUCACUCUUUAACUUAAUUUCUACACAGAAUGUUCCGCAAAAGCUGACAUUGCCUUUCUGGUUGACGGAUCAGCUAACAUCCCUCAACCCUACUAUGCACGUGUUCUCGAAUUCAUCAAGAUCUUUUCCCGCGGAUUUGACAAGAGCAAUAUUCAUGUUGGAAUGAUGGCUUAUGGAGAUGAUGUCAAAACAGCUUUUGACCUCAAAGCUCUUUCUGAUUUCAAGCAGUUCGAUGAUUCCGUAAGCAUUGCUCCAUACAUAGGUGGAAGAGCGCACACAGGAAAAGCUCUUUCAAAACUGAAAACAGGGCUCUUUGCAAUGUCUGGUCGCCAGGAUGCACCAAGGGCCUUGAUACUUUUGUCUAGUGGAGGGUCUGCUGAUGAUGUUGUGGCACCAGGCGCAGAACUGCGGGAUUCUGGGGUUAAGGUCACGACUAUUGGUUUAGGGAAACAAGCUAAUGUUAGAGAACUGAUAACCGUUGCAUCAGAACCCAAAUCAGAACACGUGUUUACGGCAUUUUUGGACACACUGCCCAACGCUAUGGAUGAGAUUAUACAAGGCGUCUGUAGAGGUAAUCUCAGCUAUUCACUAGAUAUAGAGUACACAACGGUCUCCAUGAGAAAACAAAAACAUGUUUCCAGCAAAAUACCACCUGUUUACUGUUUGCCCUUUUUAUACAGCGGCAUCGCUUCUUGUGCUUAAUCUUCAUCUGCAACCCAAAUAGUCUAGAAACACAGCCCCUCCGAUGUCACCAAGCAAAGGUUAACAUUCGUCUUUACAUAACAACUAUACCAAAGUUUUUAUGCGAUAAUUAGAAGUGUAUUAGUUUAGUUCGUCGCAUGUGAGGAUAGGCGUUUGUCUCGGAGACGAUCUUCAAACGUUCUACCGGUCUGAAGCAGAGGGAUAGAACGUGUUGGACGAUCAAAACUCUUUCAGACGAACGUAACUGAGCCAGACGUCGAACUUUUCAUGAACUUAACUCACUAAGUUUGGUUCGUCCCAUGAAAAGCCCUCCCCCAAUCGCCUUGCCAUUCGUUGCGGAGGAUGGCGUUUCAGACUAAGUCUGUCACUUUUCUUUUAAAAGUCCAGGAUUUAAACAAAAGUUAAGUCUAUUUUUCUUAAUUCCUACUAGACGUAAUGGGAAUUGUGCGGGACAGACAGGAGCCAUGCACCUGUGAAACGUUCAGUGCUCAGGGUGCUCAAUCGAACGAUUACACUAAAGUGCCUGUAGACAAGGAUACUAAUGACGAGAGGCAGAGUACCCAGCAAAAGCAUGGUUCGUCAUAUCCCCAAGAUCAGAGAGACUUGAAAACUAUGAGAGUUCCACUUUACCAAAAUAAGCUGAGCCAAGGUUUUCAGCUUCCUAAUAGCAGUAACAAGGACUUUAAGAUCGUUGAAGUUGGUUUAAGUGCGGCUACUCCUGGAAGUGAUAACCGUCCAUUUAAUAAAAACUUUGGCCAACAAGGUAAUAACAAUAACCUCAAGCCCGCCAUUGGCCAUGGAUUUCGCCUGACAGGGGUUGAAUACAGUAAAGACAUACAAGGUGAAAAUCAAGACCAUGCCUUAGAAACAUCACAAGAUCCUGGUGUUCAAAUGGCCAGACCGUUUGGUAAUCGACUGCGACAGUCGCCUGUUACUAAUGAGCACUCAAUCGGCGCAGAUGACAAUUUAAUUCUCCCUGAUUUAAACAACGGUAAAAACAAACAUUUUAAAACCGACUUUUCAAAUCAUGAGCAGAAUCAUAUGGAUGGACCUCAGAUGCAUCGUUUUGCUGCCGGCCUCCCUGAACACUACAAACCCCAUGUUAAUGAUGGCGCAGACAAACUACCAAACCAAGAGGCAUACGGUGAACAUCCUGUUGAAUCAAAUUUUCUUUAUCAGAAACCAAGUCCGAAACAAGAUGAUACUUUUUCGCAGUCUUCGGUUGUAAAUCAAGCUCGAGGUCCUGGAUUACUUGUUAACUCUACCGCUUCUAUCUAUCCCGCUGACAAUGUUUAUGGAAGGCCUCUACAGCAGCAACGAAACCCCACAGCUAAACAAGGCGAUUUGACAUCAGAUUACAGAAGGCCAACCAAGGUUAUUGCUGUGGGGAAACCUACGGAGUACGUCAAUUCUUACCCACAAGAACAAAACCGACAAGGUGAGAUUAGUUUCUGCAAAUAACAUUUAGAAACAAAACAAAACAAACAAAAAAUAUAUACAAAAAAAAACCCAGAAAAUAUAACUUUUCUUAGGGGCUUUGUUGCGUUCGCCUCACCAUGUCAUUGCGGUUAGAUCUGAAUCUAACCGACUGCUCAGAGAUAACUGUUUUUACCCACAUUAAAAUUUUCUCAGUGCAAAGUCGAUAUAGGUUUGAGAGGGUUGCAGUUAAACGUAUUUGGCUAGCUUAAUUGAUUAGGGCCAAAACAGUGUAAUUUCCUGUUGUUGAUAUUAGUAAUCCCAGGAACCGAAUAAAGUCCUAUUUGUGGUGAAACAUCGCACUCUGCUCAAAUAGCUAACUUGGGACUCUGGCUGGGACAGACGGUUCCUAUCUCAGGCUAUCUAUGAUCGGUUUGGUGACAUAGCGUCAAUACUCUUAUAUUAAACUUUUAAAAACAGAAACUGUUAUUACCAAUUAUGACAGAUAUUUUCCGGAGGAACAGUCGUUUAUGGUCUGUCCCCUUUAGAAUUAAAAUUCAUUCCUCUCAGUGAUUGACUUGUUUGAUACAUAGUUUCCCUGACGGAAUAUCUUUCAGAAUGCUCUGGAGUUAACCUCGGAGUGGUCCUCGAUAGCACUGCAACUGUUAAUGGCCAAGACCUAAAUCAAGCUACAAUGAUGACGAAUUUAGCCAAGAAGGUUUCUCAUCUGUUUGCCUCAUCCCCAGCUGAGAAUAGCGUUGGCAUGGUAGUGUAUGGUGGUUCACCACAACCUUCAGUGGUCCACUUCGACAAAUUUCUGGAUCAAAAGACCAUGGAUGAAGCUAUUGAAAAUGCAAGCAAGCCGAGCGUUGAGAUGAAAAUUGGGAAAGCUCUGUCGAUGGCACAGCAAGAACUCUUCAGUCAGCUUUCUAUGUUUAAUCGCAAUAUAUUGCUGCUUGUUACAGAUGGUGCAUCUUUUGAUGACGUGAGUCGUCCUGCAUUGGAACUGAAAAGGCGGGGUAUUGAAGUUUUCUGUCUAGGUGUGGGCAAAGAUGUAAAUGAAGCACAACUUGACUUAAUUGCAUCCGACCCAAAGGAGAAUCAUGUGUUUUUGGCGCCACUUAACGAUGCUGAUGCGCUGAUAGGAAGAAUUCAAAAGGAGAUAUGUUUGGCAGCAAAUAGAGAAAGUAAGUUGUUUGUUAAGUCGAUAACAGCAUUGGCAACCACAUCACGAUCUAAUGUUCAAUUCAAAAUGCAUGUAAAUAGGCUCCUUACUGGAGCAAGUAGGGUUGAAAAAUAUAUAAAUAAACAGUAAAUGAUGACCAGUCAACCAAUCGAUUAAUCAACCGAUCAAUCAAUAACAAGUAGAAAUAUCAAAGUGCAGACUUGUCAAUUCGAAUUGCUGACAGGCCAUUUACCUGAUUAUUAAUGCCCUUACUAUGUCCUCAAAUAGAGGCUUUUGACAGGCUACGAUCAUUUCAAACGCCCCUUACCAGUUUUUUUUUUUUAGUAAAAAUUUCUGUAUUAACACCCGUGCACGCCGAAGCAAGGACAGUGAAUUCAGUCUAUUGAAAGUUCGAACGUUUGGUAUCCUGUGAACAGCUCUCUGGGUCUAGAAGAUAACUUCAUCCGGCAUCUACAUAUUCUUCGUCCAGAUCUGCUAAAAGAAGAAAGUUCGUCAGGACAGUGCAGUCAAUUAAAUCACACUGUUGUUUCAUGAAAUUGGCCUAAAUACUGUCUUGCAUUUUUUUUGUUCACGCCAUUUAGCGUAUAGUUGAUAACAGCCGGUGCUUUUUCAGGGAAAAAAGUACAAAAACGCACUUAAACUUGGAAAAGAAAAUUCUCAAAAGAAACAAAAACAACAUACAUAACAAUAGUAAUGAUAAUAAUAACGGUGAUGAUGAUGAUGAUGAUGACGAUAGGGCGGAAAAGCUAGGCUAAUGAGCUCUAAUGGAUCCGAUAGUAGUAAAUACUGAGCAAGGAAAAUGGUAAAAACGAACAAAAGGGUAACUAAUAUAAAUUAAGGAAAAUUCACUUAAAGAGAAGCAGUAUUAAUAUAAACUGAGUUAGACAUUUGUAUUCUAGACGUGCACAGCAUCAUGAUCUUUAUAUAUUUUAAAUUUCCUCCAGUUCAUUUUGCUGAUGCGUGUUUUAUAUGCAAGAGUAUGUUAUGUUAUGUAAAGAGUGAGCAACGCAAGGUACCAAUUGUAGAAACUCUGAAACGAAGAAUUGAUCAAGGAAGCAAGCGCCCUAAUAAGUUUUCGUUAAUACCCACCACCAUCUGUUUGGUUUUACUGCAGUAUCAUACAUUACAUCAAAUCAUUCAACUACUUUGUGCCUAACAGAUUAUGUCGCUCACGUUCGCGUAACAAAGGACAGCGAUUCACUAACACAUAACCCACCUUAUCUAGAUUUUAAUUGCCUCAUUACAAUGAGUAGCUACGGGCACAUUUACCGCUUAGCAUUAAUCAUUAAUAUAAGAAAGCUAACUGCUGUAGCUUUCAGCUCCUUUUGACUAAACUAUAAAUGGCUUUCCUUAAAACUAAUUGACGACAUUCGGCGUGUUUGCUUGCAGCUCGCUUCUCUACUCAGCGAAAGUGUCCUUCUGACCUUGGAUUUGUUAUCGAUGGCUCAAGAAGUGUCGAGGUUCUUGGAAAAGGAAAUUUCAAGAAAAUGCUGGACUUCGUUAAAAAUGUUUCCGUGGGAUUCUCCCCUGAAGACACCCGCGUUGGGGUCAUAACGUAUGGAACAGAGCCCCAACUGGUUAUCCCUUUCAACAAAUAUACCACACCAACUAGUCUGGCCUUUGCCAUCGAGAACAUUCCUUACCCCGGGACAUUUACCAUGACAGGAAAAGCAUUAACGCUAGCCAAUCAGAAGCUUUUCGAUAGCGGAAGUCGAAUUAAUGUCCCAAGAGUUCUAGUUGUUCUUUCAAAAGGUGCAUCAAAAGAUAACGUCCAAAAAUCGGCAGAGGCUCUGCACAAGUCUGGAGUGGCAGUCAUUUCUGUUGGUUUGGGUCCAAGUUAUGACAUUACUGAGCUGAACAAUAUUGCUUCAAAGCCUGUUGCUUAUAACGUCCUUAAAACUGAAUUUAAUAAUUUACCGUAUAAAGUAAAAGAGCUGCAAGACACGAUAUGCCAGGCUAUCGACAAUCAAAAACUACUUAUUUAA
Porites evermanni is the source of this 10244-nucleotide messenger RNA. Lineage: Eukaryota; Metazoa; Cnidaria; Anthozoa; Scleractinia; Poritidae. The record is from the annotation of a GenBank genome assembly.